Labeo rohita (rohu) is the source of this 1395-nucleotide messenger RNA. RefSeq names its product zinc finger, AN1-type domain 2A (gene zfand2a). Lineage: Eukaryota; Metazoa; Chordata; Actinopteri; Cypriniformes; Cyprinidae. Gene Ontology annotation, biological process: proteasome-mediated ubiquitin-dependent protein catabolic process; protein targeting to ER. Gene Ontology annotation, molecular function: zinc ion binding. The coding region runs from base 258 to 1109 and encodes 283 amino acids. Gene Ontology annotation, cellular component: endoplasmic reticulum; cytoplasm. The record is from RefSeq and is a predicted model, not a curated record. The transcript is spliced from 10 exons.
GCGAUGACAUCUCAAAAAACAGCAGACGAGUACAAAACCCCAAACACAGCGGCAGCGCUUGUUCGUAGCGAAAAGCUUUAGAAACCUGUCCAAGAGGGACCAGUAUAAGAGGAUUUUCGCACAAAUUUCGGUGGAGUCAAGAUGUUUGUAUUGGCAGCUACUUUGACUGAUAUGACAGCAGGCCACUCUGUCGGUCAGAGGUGAUGCUUUGAUUUCCUGUUUACAGUCCAGCAGCUGAGGCUUUUCACCACUGUGCCAUGGAGUUUCCAGAUCUCGGGGAGCACUGCUCGGAGAAGAGCUGCAAACGUCUCGAUUUUCUUCCAAUGAAAUGUGAUGCCUGUCAAGAAAUUUUCUGCAAAGACCACAUAACUUAUGCAAAUCACAAGUGCACUUCAUCAUAUAAGAAGGAUAUCCAGGUUCCUGUAUGUCCGUUGUGCAACACCCCCAUUCCCAUUAAAAGAGGGGAAAUGCCAGACAUCAAAGUUGGGGAACACAUAGACAGAGACUGCAAAUCUGACCCUGCUCAGAGGAAACGAAAGAUCUUUACAAAUAAAUGCUCCAAGGGCGGCUGUAAGCAGAAGGAAAUGAUCCGGGUGACAUGUGACCAGUGCCAUUUGAACUACUGUCUCAAACAUAGACAUCCACUCGACCAUGACUGUAAGACUGACGGCAAGUCGGUCUCCAAAUCAGGGCAUGCUGCUUUAAUGAGGGCUCAAGCCACCUCUUCCAGUAACGCUGCAGCAUCAUCCACCAGAGGGAGCACUAGGACCAUGUCUAAUGGAGUAACUGGAAACAACAGACCUCAGAACAGUAGGGCACAAAGGACAAAUACUGCGUCUUCUCCUCUGGUGUCUCCAACAGCGCAGAAUGUAAUUCCACCAUCAGCGUCAUUUCAAGUCGGGCUGACGGAAGAACAGGCCCUCCAGAGAGCAUUAGAAAUGUCGCUAGCUGAAUCUGCUCGAGCAAGCCAGCCUACUCUAAGCCCUCAGGAGCAGGAGGAUCUGGCCUUGGCUCAGGCUCUCGCUGCCAGUGAAGAAGAAUACAGGCGACAGCAGCAGCAGAGACAACAGGGAGGAGUUUCGAAAGAGACCAGCUGCUGCCUGUCUUAAUGUGAGGUGGCACUGACCGACUGUAAUCUGCCUCAAUCUGCACACGAGCACCAAUAAUGUACCAUGCCUAGUGGAUUUCUGAGUCCAGCAUCUGAAGCUUCCCAAAUCAACACAUCUGAUGGCUGUUAUGUUGUUUUUCUGUUUUGCGUCACUCUGUAGUGUGCUUCCUAGAUGGGCAAUUGUGCCAUUGUGGCAAGUGGUGCUUCAUGUAAAUAUUUUAUAUAGCUAUCAUGUUAAUCUGUCAAUCAAUGUAGAUGUCUUUUGAAAUAAAUUAUUUUAAAGUGUU